Molecule: messenger RNA, 1635 nt
Organism: Drosophila busckii
Lineage: Eukaryota; Metazoa; Arthropoda; Insecta; Diptera; Drosophilidae
Gene: Wdfy2
Product: WD repeat and FYVE domain-containing protein 2
Exons: 6
Coding region: 204-1430 (408 amino acids)
Molecular function (GO): metal ion binding; protein binding
Source: RefSeq, a predicted model, not a curated record
UCGUAAUUUGGGAUACAAUAAGAUUUUUUGUGAUUCAUUCAUUAGUUUAACAUAUUAUUAAGCAAACAACAACGAGAGCUUAUCAGUGUUAUUGACUAUCUAUAUUUUCGCUGCUGCUGCUGCUGCUGCUGGCGUACACGCAUACUAUUAAGCGGCCCCCAAAAAUUUCAGCCUAGCUCGCAAGCUCUCACAUACAGUGCAGAAUGGCAGCAGAAAUAAAACCAGCUCAACGGAGCAAUAACGAUCGCUUUCUUACUACAAAAAAGCCGGAAUUGCUCAGCAAACUUGAGGGGAGUGGUGAUGAUGUUAAUGCCGCUUUACUAAUUCCCGGAGAAAAUGGUGUAAUUAGUGUAUCGGAUGACAAAACGGUACGUGUGUGGCUCAAGCGCGAUUCAGGACAAUAUUGGCCGAGCAUUUGUCAGUAUAUGCCCUCUGGUUGCACGUCCAUUGAGUAUGUGCCAGAUGUGCGACAAUUGUACGUUGGACAGGACAAUGGAACCGUAACGCAGUAUACGCUAUCCGAGGACUGCAACCGAUUAUCUUUUGUGCGCGAUUAUUUGUCGCAUCAGGGCCGUGUGGUGGCUGUGGUAUUCUCAAAAACCCACAAUUGGAUAUUAUCUGCGGGCAAAGAUAAACAGUUUGCAUAUCAUUGCACAGAAACAGCGACGCGUGUGGGCGGAUACAAUUUUGAAACGCCCUGCACAGCACUGCAAUUUGACGCCUUAGCUAAAUAUGCAUUCAUUGGAGAUCAUGCGGGUCAGAUCACAAUGUUGCGCUGCGAUGUGCAGGGCGUUCAACUUAUCACCACAUUCAAAGGACACACGGCUGGCAUACGCUGCUUGCGUUGGGUGGAGGGGCCACAGUUACUAUUUAGCGGUGCAUGCGAUCAAUCUGUAAUUGUUUGGGAUGUGGGCGGAAAGCGUGGCACCAUUUACGAACUGCAGGGUCACAGCAAUAAAGUCUCAGCACUAGCCUAUGCCAAUCAAACACAACAGCUGAUCAGUUGUGGUGAGGAUUCCGUCGUUGUCUUUUGGGAAAUGAAUGCAAUGCGUAAGGAAGUACCCGGCUGGGUGGAGUCCAACAACUGCCAGCUGUGCUCAAGACCAUUUUUCUGGAACUUCCGCUCUAUGAUGGACCAAAAACAAUUGGGCAUAAGGCAACAUCACUGUCGUCAUUGUGGCAAAGCUGUCUGCGAUAAUUGCUCUACCAAUCGCAUUAAUAUACCCAUUAUGGGAUUUGAGUUUGAUGUACGUUGCUGCGAUCCAUGCUACAAGCAGCUACAAACAGUGGAACGUCCAUCUUUGGCUUCAUUUCACGAUGCCAAACAUUCCAUUGUCCAUAUGGAUUUGGAUGAGGAGCGCAAGCGUUUGUUGACCGUUGGCCAGGAUCGGCUUAUAAAGGUUUGGGAUUUGUCCACCAUCUGGACAUAAUAAUUGCGCAUGACUUAAUGUUUCAAAUUUCAUAAAUUAAUUAAAAAAUAUUGUAUUGUAUGAAGGAAAAAUAAAUUUACCAAAUGCAUGUAAAAUGUAAAGUAUUGAAAGAACAUUAAGAAAUGUUUAGCCCCCUAUAUAAAUACAUUAAUCAUUGUAUAAGUUAUAUAUUUUCAUCAGCUUGAAAAUGAUGUAAAACCUAAAU